Molecule: messenger RNA, 436 nt
Organism: Staurois parvus
Lineage: Eukaryota; Metazoa; Chordata; Amphibia; Anura; Ranidae
Source: the annotation of a GenBank genome assembly
CUGCACCUAAAUGACUCCCCUGCUGCUGUCCUUCUCCUGUCCAGUGCCCACCUGGACCCUGCAUUCACUAUAUCUGGUCUCCCACAGACCCUGCAUUCACUAUAUCUGGUCUCCCCGGACCCUGCAUUCACUAUAUCUGGUCUCCCCGCCCCUGCAUUCACUAUAUCUGGUCUCCCCGGACCCUGCAUUCACUAUAUCUGGUCUCCCCGGACCCUGCAUUCACUAUAUCUGGUCUCCACAAACACUGCAUUCACUAUAUCUGGUCUCCCCGGCCCCUGCAUUCACUAUAUCUGGUCUCCCCGGACUCUGCAUUCACUAUAUCUGGUCUCCCCGGACACUGCAUUCACUAUAUCUGGUCUCCCAGCACCUUGCAUUCACUAUAUCUGGUCUCCCAGGACCCUGCAUUCACUAUAUCUGGUCUCCCCGGACUCUGCAU